CGGUCAUUCAUCCUGUUUCCACCACUUUUCGCCGGGUCCUUACAUGUUCGUGGUCUUGUGUUCACGUUUAGUGUGUGGUUUAUGAUUAGCCAUUUUUUCCCAGUGUUAUCUCAGAGGGUGUCUCACGUAUUGUACCGGGUUGCACUGAUGAUGAAACCGCAGGUUGUGUUCGUGUUGGGCGGGCCUGGCGCGGGCAAAGGGACCCAGUGCUCCAAAAUUGUGGAGAACUACCGUUAUACACAUUUGUCAGCGGGAGACUUGCUGAGGGCAGAGAGAGGGAGGGAGGGUUCUGAAUAUGGACAACUUAUUGACAGCUACAUCAAGGAGGGCAGGAUUGUCCCUGUAGAAAUCACCAUCAACUUACUGAGAAAGGCUAUGGAGGCCACCAUGCAGAAAAAUGAGAAAAAUUUCCUCUUCCUUAUAGAUGGCUUCCCCCGCAACGAGGACAACCUCCAGGGCUGGACCACUGUCAUGGAUGAAAAGGCAAACGUCAAAUUUGUGCUCUUCUUUGACUGCAGCAAUGAGGUUUGUAUUAACAGAUGUCUAGAAAGAGGGAAAAGCAGCGGACGUACUGAUGACAACAGGGAAAGCCUGGAGAAAAGAAUCCGAACCUACCUUGAGUCCACACGACCAAUAAUCGACCAAUAUGAGAAACAGGGCAAGGUGCGCACUGUGGAUGCUUCCCGUAGUGUAGAUGAGGUGUUCGCCGAUGUAAAAGCCAUUCUAGACAAAGAGGGUUGAGCAUCACCAGCUGUCAACUGCUGUACCCUUCAUUUACAUUUUAGGAUUAUUUUUAUCAACUGCAAUUGUACUAUACCAAGUUUAUCGUAUAUUCAUAAGACUUUUUACUUUUUGUCAGUUUUGUCUCUUUUGUAAAUGCUCUGUGAGUGCAUGUACAAUAUAUAUGAGUGUGAGUGCAUUUGAAGUAAAGAUGACUUGCAGCCAGCCAGGUGUGGCAGUGACCUGAAGGGUUCACACUAGCAGUAUCUCAUCUGUACCUUCAUGUUUCAUCAUAGUUUGAGGUCUUCACAUAAGUUCAAGUAGUAUUGCAAGCUUGGUGAGACACAUGUUGUUUUCAAGCAAAGACAGACACGUAUAGUACUGUAACUUUAUGAAAAAUAUCCAAUCACAAAAAGCACUUCUACUUCUUUAGAAUAGUGGAUCACAAGUAGUGACACCUCCACAACAGCCAAAACGCAUCUCACAGACCAACAAGUUGUUUGUACCUCAACCGGAAAAUGAAAGAAACAGGCUAGGCCAACCAUGCAACCAUCCUGUUUUACAAAUCAACAGCGUGGCCAAUGGCUUCUGCCUGGUGUACCAAUGAAAUAUCAAAAACACCGUGUCGUGUUCUGAACAAUGAGAAAAAGGGCCAGGGCGACAAGCAAUUCCUAACUGUGCCAAUGUAUACUUGCUCAAAAGAAUUAAGGAUUGUUCCCAAAUUUGCAUUUCGGAAAUGUGAAAUGGGGGCACGGUGUACCCGCUCUAGUGCUUCUGUCAGGUCAGGGACUUUUUUUUUUCUGUAACCAGAAGUCGAUGUUGAGUCUUUGUGAUGGAUAGCUCAAUCUUCCACAAUCAUAUUGCUUUGUUGUAUAACACGAUAUUAUCUCUACUUUGUGCUCUGUCACUGGAUGGUUUCAUGAGAACCAUGGAGAAAAAAGGAAAAUGUAGAAUCUGGUAUUGUUCUGACAUGAAAUAGGGGAAAAUAAACUUCAAA
Molecule: messenger RNA, 1717 nt
Organism: Lampris incognitus (smalleye Pacific opah)
Lineage: Eukaryota; Metazoa; Chordata; Actinopteri; Lampriformes; Lampridae
Gene: cmpk1
Product: cytidylate kinase
Exons: 6
Coding region: 82-741 (219 amino acids)
Biological process (GO): CDP biosynthetic process; UDP biosynthetic process; 'de novo' pyrimidine nucleobase biosynthetic process
Cellular component (GO): nucleus; cytoplasm
Molecular function (GO): UMP kinase activity; ATP binding
Source: RefSeq, a predicted model, not a curated record